This is a messenger RNA of Porites lobata, 1716 nucleotides long. The record is from the annotation of a GenBank genome assembly. NCBI's taxonomy places the organism in Eukaryota, Metazoa, Cnidaria, Anthozoa, Scleractinia, Poritidae.
AUGGAUGACUGCAAUCGUAAUGUGACCGAUUGGGAGCUCUGCGUUAUCUGCCAAGAAUCAAACAAGGAAGGACUUCAGUGCCCCGCGGACUCAAGGCGAGCAGAUAAAGGUGCAGGCUAUAAAACACUUGCAGACAAUUUGAAACAGUUUGCUGAUCUGGGUUACAUGCCCAAGGACGUAAAUUUAUCGCGACUAGAUGAAGGCGACGGCAUUGCGGCUGCAUUCUUCAAACAUAGGGCCCGCUAUCACAAAAGUUGCUAUGCUCUUUUUAACUCGACAAAACUGAAAAGAGCCCAAAAAAGAAAAUCUGAAGCCCCAGACGAGCCGCCAGCUGGCGGAAAGUUUACUCGCUCAAAUGCAUUGGCAUACGCAAAGGACACUAGUCCAUCUUGUUUUUUAUGCGAAUCUGAUAAACAACCACUUCAUAGGGUUUCGACCCUUAGUCUCGAUGCUAGAGUUCGGGAAUGCGCAAAUGUACUGAAUGACGAAAAGUUGUUAGCUAAGCUUGGUGGCGAGGAUUUGAUCGCUCUUGAGGCGAGCUACCACGCCUCUUGUCUAUCUAUGCUGUACAGGAGUACAGAAUAUGCAAAAAGAGAUGCCGUGCGAGGAGAUGAAAAGCCACAUCGUCUAGAAGGUAUUGCCAUGGCGGAUCUCGUGAUGUUUAUAGAGGAGUCGCGCACGAAUAGCGGGGGAGAGCUACCUACAUUUAAGCUAGCAGACCUAGCGAAGAUGUAUACCAAUCGCCUGCAGCAGCUAGGGAUGGAGAACACCGCAAGACCAAACAGUUCACGCCUUAAAGAACGUAUAAUUGCUCAGGUUCCUGACCUCCAACCUUACAAUAAGGGACGCGAUGUAUAUUUGGCAUUUGGAGAGGACGUUGGGAAUGCACUUCAAAAGGUCCAUAAAGAAGAUUCUGAUGAUGAGGCCAUACACCUUGCGAAGGCAGCUGCGAUUGUCCGUAAAGACAUACUUACAAAUAAGUAUUCAUUUAAUGGGUCCUUCGAACGAGACUGUCAACUGCGUUCUAUCCCAGCAUCCUUGUUAUCCUUUGUUAACAUGAUCCUGUAUGGUCCAAAUAUCAACGCUGAAGAGGGUAGUUUUUCAAAAGGGCAGGCUGCUCUUACCAUCGCACAGCUAGUACAGUACAAUACUUAUCUCCGUCGCCGUGAAGGAGAUGUUAAGAAGGAAAGGCGAAAUAAAUCUCGAGAGUCUCCAGUUCCAAUCUAUGUUGGAGUAUCUGUACAUGCCAAGACACGCUGCCGUGACCUCGUAGAAAUCUUACAUAAACUUGGAAUCUCUAUUUCAUAUGACAGGGUAUUGAGCACCUCCACGGAUCUUGGAAAUGAAGUGUGUCGCCGCUACUGGCAAGAAGGUGCAGUGUGUCCGUCUAAUCUUCGUCUGGGUCUCUUUACAACAGCUGCCGUGGACAAUAUUGAUCAUAAUCCGAGCUCAACAACAUCAAAAGACUCCUUCCACGGCACAGGCAUUUCUUUGUUCCAGCAUCCAUCGGCAGUUACGCCUGGUACUGAACAAGCACCGAUAAAUAUCGCAACAAAUGCUGAUAGCGAGAAAUCGAUAAAAGAACUGCCAGCGUCAUACACAGAAGUCAUUCCGGUACAAGAAACUACAAGUAAAGCCCAGCCUCCAGCCAACGUAUCAGAGAUGAAGUCGGAUGAAAGCUCAUUUAAUCGCGGCUUUGAAGAUGAAUCCACAUGA